Triticum aestivum (bread wheat) is the source of this 443-nucleotide messenger RNA. RefSeq names its product protein SPT2 homolog. The record is from RefSeq and is a predicted model, not a curated record. Lineage: Eukaryota; Viridiplantae; Streptophyta; Magnoliopsida; Poales; Poaceae.
AUGAAGCACCUAUCCUGUCACUUCUUUCUCUUCUCCCUCCGUGCGCCACCUCAUCUUCCUCGCUCCACCGCACCGCCACCACCACGCCGGCCUGCUCGCCACGGCCGUUGCCAUGUCGCCCCUGCAGCUUGCCGCGUCCGCACGCCCCUGCAGCUCGCCGCGCCUGCACGCCCCUGCAGCUCGUCCCGCACGCGCCGCUCAUCCCGCCGCGCCGGCUUGCUCACCCUCCGCCGCCAAACUGCCUUCGAGGCCUCGCCAGCUCCGGCCAGUGGCCUCCUCGAGCUUGCUGUAUGGCGGCUCCGGCCAGCGGCCUCCUCGAGCUCGCCCUACGGCAGCUCCGGCACGCCCGGGCCGGCGCGCGACGACCAGGGUGGCAGCGUGCGGUGCGCGGUGAGCAGAGGCCGGCGCGCGGCAAGGGGCCGCGACCAGCAGCGGGAGUGCCC